AUGCAGGCUCCCAUUUUAGCAAUCUUCUGGACGAUUACUCUCGCCCGUGUCGUCCCCCUUCAGCACAUUCACUUCAUCACCAGUAACUACAAUGCUGCCAAGGGUCAUUUGCAUUCAUUCGACCCCCGGAGUGCUGAUCAGUUCCAACGGAACAUUAGCAUUGUCGGUCUGUCUGCCUCUGCCUCCGCGAACCGGCCCUUCAUCGACUACAACUUCAACCUGACUGCAGGCCCCUUUGCCCCUGCUGCCUAUUGUCACGCCUCCAUCUCCACCCCUGACGCGAAAAGCCUCCUCACCACGGACUGGAUCCAGUGUGUCCUGCCUCCUCUAAACUCUACGGACACCAAGUCAGACGACGAGGCCACUCCAGCUUCCUACAGCCAAUACCAAGGAGCGAGCAAAGUCCGGAGAGCCGACGACGCAAGCAGAAGUGAAGUAGCUCGUGCCUCAACGGCUUUCAGAUGGACCCAGAACCCUGAAGGAAGCGCCACACUGGACGUCGACUCAAACAUCACCGUUGCCAGGAAUGGUGACGGCAACAGCAGAGGCGUCAUCAUCCGACAGCAAGCCAUGUAUGACAUCCCAGCCGCAGAUAUUGUCGGCCAGGCGGAGUACCGUGGCCCACAGGAGGUGGACGCUCGGGUCCAGAGAAUGGAAAUUUGCGAUGAUGUUGAUGGAACCAAGACUUGCAACGAGAUUGGCAGUGUGGCAUAG
Sordaria macrospora k-hell is the source of this 714-nucleotide messenger RNA. RefSeq lists its product as uncharacterized. The record is from RefSeq and is a predicted model, not a curated record. NCBI's taxonomy places the organism in Eukaryota, Fungi, Ascomycota, Sordariomycetes, Sordariales, Sordariaceae.